Molecule: messenger RNA, 1055 nt
Organism: Cyprinus carpio (common carp)
Lineage: Eukaryota; Metazoa; Chordata; Actinopteri; Cypriniformes; Cyprinidae
Gene: med19a
Product: mediator complex subunit 19a
Biological process (GO): positive regulation of transcription by RNA polymerase II
Cellular component (GO): mediator complex
Molecular function (GO): transcription coregulator activity; transcription factor binding
Source: RefSeq, a predicted model, not a curated record
UAUAACAAUGCAUUUUAAAUAAUUGGAAGUGUGCGGUGAAUCAUUAAGUGUUAAGAAUCACUGCAGCAACAAAUCGUGUCAUUACGGUAAUGUACCACGUGAUGAACACAAUGCGAUUUUUCAGAAGUCAUGACGGAAAUAUUUUCAACGUUGUUCGGACAAAAUGACGCACAGCCGUCUACAGGGCAAGCAGGUUUAGGGUUCGCCGCCGGUAAACCUCCGCCGCCGAUGCCGUCAAACCAAGCGCCGGUGGCGGCUCAGAUCCCAGGACAGCUCGGGGAUGAGGGGCCUACACUGCGAAAACCCGGAGCCAUGAACGAACCUUUCUAUUUACUCCGAGAACUGCCCGUUGGAAACGAGCUGACGGGGAACACGAACCUCAUCACGCACUACAGUCUCGAACACGCGUUUAAUAAAUUCUGCGGCAAGAAAGUGAAGGAGAAACUGAGCAACUUCUUACCAGAGCUACCAGGAAUGAUAGACUGUCCAGGGAUUCAGGAUGGCAGUUCUCUGCGCUCUCUCAUAGAAAAGCCUCCGGUCUGUGGAAACUCCUUCAGUCCGCUGACGGGAGCUCUACUCACUGGAUUCCGAUUGCACACUGGCCCGCUUCCAGAGCAAUACAGACUGAUGCACAUACAGCCGCCCAAGAAAAAGAGCAAACAGAAACGAAAUCCCCGACCUCUGGAUCCUCUGCCGCCAGAGACCCCCUCAGAUUCUGACCCCAAGAAGAAGAAGAAAAAGAGGGACGAUGAUCCCGAUCGCAAGAAGAAGAAGAAAGACAAGAAGAAGAAAAAGAGUCGACACAGUCCUGAUCACCCUGGUCUUACUGGAUCUCAACCCAACAGCAACAGCCUGAGAUAGAACCACUGUGUGUGUGAGUGUGUGUGUGUGUGUGUGUGUGUGUGUGUGUUGAACAGUCACCCUGAUAUGGACCAGUGUGUUUAAAUGAUGUUUACAGAGACCGAUUGUUGAAGAUUUUUGCCAUUUUUUUUUCCCCCUUUCUUUUUCUGGUUAUAAAGAAAACCUGAAUGAAUAAACUGUUAUUCUUUACACAA